AUGUGGGGAUUUCGCUCAUCAACAUUAGCGAGCAUUUUUCUCCUACUCUUAGUUGCCAUGAACUUUUCAGUAAGCCAUGUUUCAGCUGCAAAACAUUUUCAAGAUGAGACCGAUCGCCUUCCUCUGCUUGAAUUCAAGAAGCAGAUAUAUGAUGACCCAUUUGGAGUGCUGAAUUCCUGGAACCAUUCACAACACCAUUGCCAGUGGGAAGGAGUCACAUGUGGUACUCGACAUCAAAGGGUCAUAGCCUUGACUCUACGGCAUAAGCAGUUGUCUGGAACCAUAUCUCCUCAUGCCGGAAAUCUAAGCUUCAUGAGGUUCAUCCAACUUACGGACAAUCAAUUCCAUGGUGAGAUUCCCCAAGAAUUCGGUCGCCUCCUCAGGCUAAGAGUCUUGAACUUGUCAAGUAAUGCACUCAGUGGGAAAAUCCCAGCAAACCUGACCUACUGCUCAGAGAUGAUAAAUAUUAGCCUAGCGGGGAACAAUCUAGAAGGGAAAAUCCCGAUCGAUCAGCUGAGCAAUUUGAAGAAGCUUGAAAUUUUUUAUCUUGGCCUCAACAAUUUGACAGGAGAGAUUCCCUCCUCCAUUGGGAACCUAUCUUCAUUGAUUGGACUCGCUCUCGAGUACAACAAUCUGGAGGGAAGUUUGCCUCUGGAGAUGGGGCUCUUCAAAAGGUUAUCUAUAUUUUCAGCAGCAGAAAAUAAACUCUCUGGUAUAAUCCCCGCCUCCAUCUUUAAUAGUUCAGCCAUUACUGUCAUUUCAGUAGCCGACAAUUACUUUCACGGCAAUCUCCCAAUUAACAUGGGUCUCACCCUACCAAAUCUGAAACAAUUAGCUGUUGCGGGAAACAAUUUCUCUGGAAACUUUCCCACUUCAAUCACCAAUGCUUCUGGGCUUGAGUCUAUUGAUCUUUCCGAGAAUAAAGUUGCAGGCCAAGUUCCAGCUAAUUUAGGAGAUCUGACAAAUCUUCAAUUUUUAAAUCUUGAAAGAAACCUCUUCGGCGGUAAUUCAACUGGAGACUUAGAUUUUAUUGCAUCAUUGACCAACUGCAGUGAUCUAAGCGUUUUUUCAUUGAGUACCAAUAAUUUUGGAGGUAAUAUACCUAAAGUCAUGGCCAAUCUCUCAAAUCAACUCACUGCAUUGUACUUGGGAGAUAACCAACUGUCAGGAACCAUUCCACAAGGAUUUGGAAACUUUGUCAACCUAAUUCGACUUAGCCUUGAAGAAAACUAUCUUUCAGGGGUCAUUCCAAGAGAUUUUGGCAAAUUACAAAAUUUGCAACUUCUGGUUUUUGACAAUAAUGACUUGUCAGGACAGAUAUUCUCUAUCCUAUGUAAUGCCACAGGUCUAUACCAUCUGGACUUAUCAUUUAACCUGUUUGAAGGGGGCAAUAUAUUUGACAAUGUGAAAAUUCGUUUAGUGGUUCUCUGCCUCCUGAAGUUGGAAAGCUUAUACACUUAG
Messenger RNA from Coffea eugenioides, 1461 nucleotides. RefSeq names its product LRR receptor-like serine/threonine-protein kinase EFR. The transcript is spliced from 2 exons. The coding region runs from base 1 to 1461 and encodes 486 amino acids. Gene Ontology annotation, molecular function: protein binding. Lineage: Eukaryota; Viridiplantae; Streptophyta; Magnoliopsida; Gentianales; Rubiaceae. The record is from RefSeq and is a predicted model, not a curated record.